CUCCCAGCCCGGUCAGCGGGGCCGGGGGCUCCGGAGCGGCCGCAGCGCUCCGGCCCUCGCCGGCGGCACCGGGUCCCGGCUGGGGGGAAACACCGAGCCCCGCCCGGGGGGAGCGGCCGGCGCGUCCCGUCCCUGCCCGCGGACACUCCGGCAGAGAAGGGCUCGUGUUGCUGUGCCCAGGGCCGGUCGGUGCCGGGGGCUGCCAUGUAUCCCAGGAUCAGGAACCUCGCCCUUUACACCUUCUCCAUCACGCUGCUCGCCGGCGUGUUUUACCUGAGGAAAGAGGCAAAGCUAUCGGAAUCGUCAGAGAACCAGAAAAUGGAUGUAGUGAGUCACAAAGUGAAGUCUUUGGUUCUGGACAACGCCGAACCCACCAAGUGUCUGCCGAACUUGACCCUCGCCAAUUCUUCCCUGGCGCUCCCGGAGCUUCACCGCGUCUUCUUAACGUACAAGCACUGCCGGAGCUUCCCAGUCCUGCUGAAGCCUCCCAGGUGCAGCAAAGAGAUGUUCCUCUUGCUGGCCGUCAAGUCCUCCCCGAUCAACGUGGACCGGAGGGUGGCAAUCAGGAACACGUGGGGGAAGGAGAUCUCUAUCAGGGGCAAGAAUAUCAGGCUGGUGUUCCUUCUGGGGCGCUCAGAGGCCAAAACCCAGGUGCAGCCCCUGCACCAGCUGCUGGCUUACGAGAGCCAGGAGUUUGGUGACAUCUUGCAGUGGGAUUUCGUUGACAACUUCUUCAACUUGACCCUCAAGGAGCUGCAUUUCCUCCGCUGGUUCAUGGAGGACUGUCUGCAUGCCAGGUUUGUGCUGAAGGGCGAUGAUGACGUGUUCGUCAACACUUACAACAUCGUGGAGUUCCUCCAGGAGUUGGACCCUGAACAGGAUCUCUUUGUUGGGGACGUGAUCGCCAACGCCCGGCCCAUCAGGAACACCAAGGUCAAAUACUUUAUCCCAGAGGCCAUGUAUGGAGCCUCCUUUUAUCCUCACUAUGCAGGAGGAGGGGGGUAUGUGAUGUCUAGAGAGACAGUGCGUCGCCUCCAGAGCACCGCAGAGGACACGGAGCUCUUCCCGAUAGAUGACGUGUUUGUGGGAAUGUGUCUGGCGAAGAUGUCCGUGACCCCAAAGAACCAUGCUGGCUUUAAGACUUUUGGGAUCCAGAGACCUUUCAACGCUUUCGAUCCGUGCUUGUACAAAGGGCUGAUGGUUGUGCACAAGCUCAACCCCACGGAGAUGUGGAUCAUGUGGACGCUGGUGAGGGACGACAGCAUUCGGUGUGCGGUGUCGGUGGAAAAGGAGCUCCCGCUGAGCCCAGCGAGGUUGUGACUGGUGGCAGGCACAGGGUACUAAACUAAAAGUCAGGUUGUGGUAGAACCGUGUCCGUUACUAACAGACUGCGCUGGAGCCGUCAGGGUUUGGUUUGCAGUGAGUCAUUUUCUGUCGGGGGGUUGCUUGAAGCAGUUGAAUUGUCACAUGGUGGGGAUGGUGAGACACAGCACGGGGGACUUGGCUCAGCUCCUCCCAGGGAAGUCACAACUGCCACGGGAAUGUGAGUGAGGGGCCACCUGCUAUGGAGGCUCCACAACACCGAUGUCUGACCACCGGCCAAAUUCAGGCUCGUGUGGGGAGGCCAGUGAUGACUGACAAGUGACAGAGCACUUGAAAUUACUUGAAGGGAUGGGAGAAAGUCCAGUGUGUGCUGCUGGGUCCACUGUCCAGAGCAGCAAUCCCACAGCUCCUGCUGGACAGCAGGAGAAAGAGAGUGGAUAAGAAAAAUCCUCAAAAAUAUAUUGCCUUAACACAGCAGUGAUGAUGACCCAAAGGACUGGGCUCUGACUCAAGCCCUUUGCCUUUUAUGGAAGGUCAUUACAGGUUUACUUGCACUGGAAACUUUUGCACAAAGACUUUCUGAUCAGGUGUGAGAGGAGCAAUGUGUCUUGAAUAAUCACAGUGGUAGGAAGAGGGGCUGCAGCGUGUCAUGUUGUGUAGGAGGUGUUUGGUUUUUUGCUGUUGUAAUGGUGGGUACAAAUAAAAUACACUUUUGAAAAGUGUUUUUACAGGAAUAUUCUUGAGUCUCCUGAAAGCUAAGAGCCCUAAAAGCCAGGGAAGGCUGAGAUCUGGUGCUGGGUGUUUGCAUUCAGGAGUCAUUAUGCGGAAAUGCCACUUCCUUUCAAGUGAGCAGCUGCUGUUCUCUGCCCUGUCAAGAUGCGUUGACACGAAAGUGAUUCAUCUGAAUGUGCUGGAGCUGCUAAUUUGAGGAAAUAUCAAAUAUGGAACUAAGAUUUGGUGAUACUUCUGUGGAACUCCUCAGUGCCGGCGUGUCUUGCUGCUAGAGCAGAACUGGUGUGCUGUGUGUGAGCAAGGAAACAGCCUGGAAGCCUUAGGAAAAAAAAUAUAGUGGGUGGAGAGGAAGUGUGUGAUUACAGAAGCCAAAGCCAUUUGUGUUGUGCUGUUGUAAUUGCUGCCUCCGGUGCCAGCUGCCCACUGUUCACCCCACCAGAUGGGAGCUGCAGCUUUCAGAGGUGCCUGGGAAGCACUUCCAGGUUUUUGCUCGUGGGACAG
Messenger RNA from Empidonax traillii (willow flycatcher), 2556 nucleotides. RefSeq names its product UDP-GlcNAc:betaGal beta-1,3-N-acetylglucosaminyltransferase 4 (gene B3GNT4). The transcript has a single exon. Gene Ontology annotation, molecular function: hexosyltransferase activity. Gene Ontology annotation, cellular component: membrane. Bases 205 to 1320 code for a protein of 371 amino acids. The record is from RefSeq and is a predicted model, not a curated record. NCBI's taxonomy places the organism in Eukaryota, Metazoa, Chordata, Aves, Passeriformes, Tyrannidae.